CGCACUCUUGUUUGGUGUCGUACGCAACAUUAGAAGUGGGAAUUUUAGUCUGGAACCUUGAUAUCCUGGACUUCCCGUAGAUUUGUUUGUUUCUUUGUUCUUUGAAUCAACAUAAUGGAACAAAGCUGUUACUAUGAAAUUUUGGGUUUGCAAAAGACUGCUUCAGGAGAUGAGAUAAAGAAAGCAUACCGUCGUCUAGCACUAAGAUGGCAUCCAGACAAGAACCCCGACAAAAAAGAAGACGCUGAAAAACGCUUCAAGUUAAUAAGUGAAGCAUAUGAAGUUCUUUCAGACCCUAAAAAGCGUGGGAUCUACGACAAAUACGGUAGAGAAGGUGUUUUGAGUGGGGGCCGCGAUCCAGUGGGGCGUCCGUAUUCGACGAAGAUCUUGAUCCGUUUUUCAUGUUUACACCAUUCCAGUUUCAUUUUCGAGAUCCAAUGGAUAUAUUCAGAGAAGUAUUCGCUGGCUCUGGUCUGGAUUCCUUCUUCGGUCCUAGUGUUCAUGACCAUCAUGGUUCCCACUUUGGUCGAACUCACCGGUCAAACUCUCACCGCAGCGCUGGACGGCAGUCUGGAUCACCCUAUCAUAAUUCCCAUUCAGGACGUCCUAAUCAGGUGCAGAGUUAUGAUCCCAUGCACGUAAGUUCCUUCAUGGGUGGACUUUUGACUCUCCAUUCGGCGGAUCAAUUUUUGAUCCCCUGAUGGCUUUCAGCAGUUCUGGGUUUGGUUGUCCCCAAGGGACUUCAUCAGCUUCCGUCUUCAGUAGCUUUGGUGGGUCUCCUUGUGGAGGCAACUUCAGAUCAGUAUCAACUUCUUCUAAGUACGUAAAUGGGAAAAUGGUUCGUGUUACGAAAGUUGUUGAAAAUGGCACGGAAACAAUUACGGAGGAAGUUGAUGGCCAGGUGACCAACCGAACUGUCAGACAGUGCGGAAAUGGAGCUCUGCAAGCAAUGUGAUCUAUUUUCAGAAACUAACCUCAGUGUUCCAAUACUAAGAAUAUUUUCUUUUUGUAUAAUCGCUGUCCAACUGUUAUUCGGUCAGCUUGCUAACAUUUAAGUAAUAUGUUGUCUAGAUAAGUACGUUUAAAAAUGCCUCGAUACCGAACUAUAUAUCGCAACUGUUGAACAAUUUCUGUUAAUGGACUACAUUUAAGAUGAUCCCACCGCUAAAUGCGUCCGUAAUACUUACAUAAAUAAAUAUUUCCCAUUGAUUU
Heterobilharzia americana is the source of this 1212-nucleotide messenger RNA. The record is from the annotation of a GenBank genome assembly. Lineage: Eukaryota; Metazoa; Platyhelminthes; Trematoda; Strigeidida; Schistosomatidae.